UCUCAUACUCUGAUAUCUGAUUUAAAUUGGUUUCGGGUGAGCUGUAUAUUAGUGAGGUUGUUUUUUUUUUUAUUUUUUUUUUUCAAAAUUUUGUUUUUCAAAAAACAUUAGUGUUUUUUAAAGCUUUCUGAGUGAUUCUCCUGUGAAGCCUAGAUUGGGAAGGGGGGGAAAGGAAAACAUUCUAGGAAGCGUUUGGGAGAGAUGUGAUUCUGUCUGGGAUCACAGAAGCCUGGAAUGGCCAGAAAUUGAAGAGUGGACCUUGAGCUAAGGGAGUCCUACUGUGGUCAGGACCCUGAAACCCUACUUCUCCAUCCCUCCCUAUUGGCUCCUUAGCCUCACAACACCUACCCUGGUUUGAGAGCUGGGAAUCUUUGUGCGGGCGACUUUAUCCAGCAUAUUGAUUUUCAGCACUCAAAGCCCAGACGCUCAUAGGUAAGACAUAUGUUCAUAGUCUCACCUGGGAAUUUCCUCCUCUCCCUUUUCCGGGUAAGCAGGUGGAUGGACACAUGUAAGAGUGCAGCUUUAGAAGAAGAGGCUUUGCCGAAGAGAAAGCUCUCUUCCCGCAUUUCUGUGGCCUUAUGUAAAUCACGUCUCCCCUCAGAGCCUCAUUUUCCCAUCUGUAAAAUGGAAUGAGGGCCUCUCCGAUCCCUCUGGGCCUGACCUCUGUGCUUGGAGAGGCAAUAUGGGGCAAGGGUAAGAGCUCUCGACCUGGAAUCUAAAAAACAGAGAGAAGAGUAUUUGGAGGGCAAACCCCCAGGGCUCUGCUGAGAAUUCAAUGAGGUAAUAUGCCAGAAAAUGCUCUGCAAGUACACGGGUCAGUCAGAGAAUGCUAGCCGCCGUAACAAAUAACCCCAAUGUCAGUGGAUUAGCACAACAAAUGCUUAUUUUGCACACUGCCAUCCAGUGUGGGCUCCAGUCUUCCGGGGACUGAGUUCUCCCCCCUUCUUGUGGUACCGCCAUCUUGAACAUGUCUUCCAAGGUCACCACGGGAUGGGAAGAGAGAGGUGGAGGCUAGUGCAGGGGAUUUUAGGACCGGGCAUGAAUGUGUCAUAUGUUGUGUCUACCGUAUUCCAUUGGACAGGACUCAGCACAUGGCUCCCAUAACUGCAGGGGAGUCUGGGAAAUGUAGUCUUCCCGUCUACCCGUGACAACCGUGAGAUUGGUUUGAUGAACACAUGACAUUGUCUUGCCAUGCCUGCGUACGACUUUCUGUGUGUAUUCCUUUCAAGUGCUAUUUAAAUGUCAGAUAUUAAUAGUAACGUGACAAUAUCCCACAUUCCUGGAUGGAGGGGAGGAUAAUAAUUGGAAUGUUUAUUUAUUUAUUGGCCGUUCUGAGUCAAGAAUGAUGGUAGACGUGCAGGUCGUAUAUGAACAACUUUGAGACACUUGAGGCACAAGAAAUACUCCAUUUCUUUCUUUUGCUUCAUGCAAUCAAAUCCAGCUUCAAGCUCUCCUUUGCCACAGCCAGUACAAAUUCCAAUGUCAUUCACUUGGGGGUGGUUCCCCCUCUCUGUGAUCUUGUAAGCCCAGGGGUUACAAAGUGUUCAUGAUGGAAAAGUCCGUGGUCUUCAGUCCUCUGUAGCUGCAGCCCCCUGAACAGGUUGGCUAGGCUUGCAUGGUGCAUAGGGAGAGAGGGGGUUCCUUUGGGGACAUUCUUGAGUGCUGGCAAAGGUGACCCAGGAGACCACAGCAGUGACCCUCAAGGUCAGAGGUUCGUGCUCACCUGCCUUCAGCCGAGAUCUUUGCCACCCCCGGUGAGCUGUGUCCCAGCCAGCCCUGGUCUGGGCUCUCCCAAUCCAGGGGACUCUAGCCUCUCUGCUUCCCUUUGGGUUAUCACUCUCCUCUAGAACUAAAAGCAUCAGCCUUCACCCCCACCCCUCUGAGAUAAUCCAGCUCAUUGUCUCCGUCCCCUUGAAAGGGGUCUCAAACUCAGGGGCCGGGUAGAGGGUGUGGAUGGGGGAAACCAGGAGGGGAGCACUGUGAGGAACCAGAAUAGCUGUGCCCCAUCGAUUGCCCCCAUGUGAGGAGAAUGCGUGCCCAAUGUCAACGGACUUUCAAGAGAUGCCAGAAACCCAACUUUUAUGCAAAAUCUCCUGAUUUGUCAAUGUUGGCAGCUGAUUCCUUUUUUCUUCUUUCCUUUCGAGACACUCUGCAAGCCCAAACAAAACACGUCUGCAAGCCAGAUGUGGACCAAAGCCCGAGAGUUUGUUCUGGCUGCCCAGACUUUCGAAAACACACUUUAUUUGGGGUUGUCUCCUGGGGCUCCUGGCAACUUCUCUAUUUUUUCUCUGAAACAUAAAAGCUGAACUCCCUUUGCAAAGCGGAGGAACCCAGGGCUCAGAAGACAAAGGCUUGACUGCCCUUUGAGUGAGGGGGCAGGGGGGAGAUCACCGCGUUCACGGUUCCCAGCCUGUGUGGUCCUUGGUGAGGCGGGUGGAGAAGGAGGAGGAAGGAAGGAGGAAAGAAGAAAUAACAUAAUGUUUUCAUAACUCAGCCUGCACUGACUCCUUAAAUCUUCAUGCAAGGUGGAGACAGGUAGAUGGGAAGACAGCUCGCGGCCAGCCUUCGUGCCAGGCUUCGUGAUCCUGGCCAGUGUGGGGGGAUGCUUCAGUGCCCAGCAGGGUGGCUGGGUGGCCAGACGUGGGGUGUAACAGCCAGUGCCCAUUCUCAGCCUCAGGGAAGGCUCCAGAACAGGCCUCGAUGUGCCCCAGGGCGACAGGGGAGGGGCAGGUAGAAGAUGAGGGUUUUGGAGAAACCAGGUGGCCGACUUAACAGAGCUCACGCCAGAGCCUUGGAGGGGCCGGUCCCCAAGCCCCGGCUCACCCCGGGUCCUCGGCUAACCCCAUUCUAACUCCUGAACUGCACCCCGCUGGUUUCUGAAAAUUGUGAUCUCGAUCCUGCUUGCUUCCCAAGGCGCUCGAGGCAAUUAAGAUCUAUGUUCAGUAGGAUGUAAACCAAGAGCAGGAAGAGGAUGCGGGAGGAGAGGUCCCUGACCCCUGAGAUGAGCUGAUUUGUGACGCUGGGUCCCAGUCUGACCAUGCUGAGCUGGAUCUCCAACGGAGUGUGCAGGCCGUGCUCCGGGAGCUCGGCGCCCAGGCCCCGUCCCUGCAGAGCAACCAAGGCAUGUGGAGAUGGUCCCUGCAUAAGAAGGUGGAGCGAGAUCCUGGAAAGAGUCCGGCUCUGGUCCGCAUUCUGCUCAGAGAACUGGAGAAGGCAGAGAGCGAGGACAUCCGGCAUGUGAUCAUUCCUUUGCUGCACACGCUAAUGUAUGUGCUCACUAAGGCCACGGGCAUCACGGAGGAGCUCUACCGGAGAACCUACACCUUUUGCACAAGGUUGCUAACCCUGCCCGCCCCCUACUGCACGGUCGCCUUGGACUGCGCCAUAAGGCUGAAAACCGAGACCGCUGUCCCAGGGACACUGUACCAAAGGCUGGUCAUUGCCGAGCAGAACCUGACGAGUGAGCUGUACCCCUACCAGGAGAGAGCAUUCCUCUUCGUGGACCCCGAGCUGGUGUCCCCGUCCGUGUGCAGCGCGCUGCUGCUGGAGCUCGAGGCGGCGCAGGCGCAGCAGACGCCCGAGGCCUGCAUGCGCCACGUGGUCGCCCACGCCCUGCAGGCCGCCCUGGGGGACGCCUGCCACGCAGGCGCUCUGCAGAGGAAGCUGCAGGCCAGCCCUCGCCAGGCCCUGGAGCGCUAUUUCCACGCCGUGGUGGCAGCCGUGGAGCAGAUGGCCAGCGAGCCCAGCCCGAGCCGGGAGGGACACCUGGAGAGGCUGGAGGAGAUUUACUGCUCGCUGCUGGGGCCGGAGGCGGCCGCCAGGGGGCGCUGCGGCGGUGACCCCCUGCAGUCCCCGCAGCCAAACAUCCCUCUGCCCAGCCCCCACAUCACCUUCCACCUGUGGACGGAUGAAGAACAGCUCUGGAAGGAACUGGUGCUCUUCCUGCGCCCGCGAUCCCAGCUGUGCCUCAGCGCCGACUUGGAGGCCUUGGAUCUGCAGGGCCUCUGGCCGGACCGGGAGCUGGCCCGGGUGUCCAUGCUGUCCACCGACAGCGGCAUCGAGCGGGACCUUCCUCCGGGGGCUGACGAGCUGCCCCUACCCGGCAGCCCCGAGAUGGAGCGCGCCAGGCUGCAGCGCAAAGGCGGCGUCAAGAAGCGGGUGCGGCUCCCGGACGUCUUGAUGCCCGCGUGCUGGGACGGGCCCCCGGGUCUACACCGCAGGACGGGCAGGCCCAGUGGGGACGGGGAGCUACUGCCUGGUGUGUCGCGGCUUCACACGGCCAGGGUGCUGGUGCUGGGGGACGACAGGAUGCUGGGGCGCCUGGCCCAGGCCUACCACAGCCUCAGGAAACGAGAGAUCCAGAAGUGCUGCCUCACCCCCAGGCUCAGUCUACAGCUGUACUACAUCCCCGUGCUGGCACCCGAGAAACAGGCAUCAUGCAGACGUUCGGAGCUCAGAGAGCUGGCCACAUUCCUGGGCCGCGCAGACCCAUGGUAUGAGAACACCGUGAACACACUGUGCCCGGCCAUCCACAAGCUGGCAGAGAUGCCUCCCUCCCUGGACACAUCCCGGACCGUGGACCCCUUCAUCCUCGAUGUCACCACCUACUACCUUCGCAUGGGCACCCAACCCGUCUACUUCCAGAUCUACACAGUCAAGAUCUUCAGGGACCUGAGCCAACACCCUGCAGAGGACAUUUUUCUCACUGAGCUCAAGGUGAAGAUUCAAGACACCAAGCCCCCCAAAGAUGGCUUUUCACCCAGGAGGAGGGGCGCAGCCGAGGGCCCAGGGGCUGAGCUCAACAUUUGCUACCAGAAGGCCCUGCUCAGCCACCGGGCCCAAGAGGUCGCCGUUUCCUUGCGGGCCACUGGGCUGGUCCUGAAGACCUUUGCAGCCAGUGACACUGAAGUUUCUGGGCCCACCCCCGCCCCGCCACCUGCUGUCCCCGUGACAGACCACACGUGCCUGAACGUCAGCGUGACGGAGGUCAUCAAGUCCUCCAACUUGGCGGGAAGGUCCUUCUCUAUGGUGACAAACACCUUCCGGACGGCCAACAUCCAGAUCCAGAGCCAGGACCAGAGGCUCCUGACGCUGCUCCUGGACAAGGACAGUCGGCGAACGUUCAAGGACGUGGUCAGAUUCGAGGUCUCUCCUUGCCCAGAGCCAUGUUCCGAGGCCCACAAGUCCGAGGCGUCACAGCUCAGUUCACACGGGCAGGAGGUGGAAGGGACCAAAGCCAAGCCCAAGCCCCUUCUAAUGCCCAUCAACACGUUCUCCGGCAUCGUCCAGUGAGCCCGCAGGGGCAGCAGAAGCGCCGGGUCUGAGAGCCCAGGCUCAAGAGUACGGAUACACUACCCCACCAGCCUCCAAACACUCACACCGGCCGCCGGAACGAGGCCUGGCUGCCCUGGGUGGCUUCUGGCUGUGAGUAGGAGCCAGCGAGUGACCGGAGCAUAGGGCGCUUACUGGGCCGUGGCAGGUGAUGGAGCAGGGCCCACACACAGGCCCCAGGAAGGUCCCAGCAAAGCUGCACACACGCAAGCAAGACCCGGCUCCGUGCACAAAUGUCCACGCCUCCACUGAUCUUCAAUUCCCAAGAUCCCCCCUCGGCCCUUAAACCGCCCCCAGUGAGAGAUGCUCUGUCGGCCAGGGCUCUGUGGCCUGGGGGGGAGGGUGGGGGGUGGGAAGCAGGCAAAGAUAAUUGCAGCCUCUCCCUUCCGAGAGUCUGUUCCUUUUCUUCCUUCCAGCCACCUCCUCGUCCUGCAUUCCCAGGCAGGUGUCUCUCCCGAGUGAGAGGAAAUCGUCAGUUCCAAUAAACACACUAAAGUA
Molecule: messenger RNA, 5829 nt
Organism: Prionailurus viverrinus (fishing cat)
Lineage: Eukaryota; Metazoa; Chordata; Mammalia; Carnivora; Felidae
Gene: PIK3R6
Product: phosphoinositide-3-kinase regulatory subunit 6
Exons: 19
Coding region: 3124-5292 (722 amino acids)
Biological process (GO): positive regulation of MAP kinase activity; G protein-coupled receptor signaling pathway
Cellular component (GO): phosphatidylinositol 3-kinase complex, class IB
Molecular function (GO): 1-phosphatidylinositol-3-kinase regulator activity
Source: RefSeq, a predicted model, not a curated record